AAUUUAUUUUAAAAUAUCCAUGUUUAUAGUAAGAUUCUAUUGUAUACUCUAUUUUCUCGUCCAUAGUUUGAAAAUUUACUUUGGCGAAUGGGAGCCUGCUCGAGAGCGAAUUAGAGAAGACGAUUUUUGGCCAUAUGACGCGACCCUGGCAAUUGGCCAGCCCAAAAUAUACGCCGCUCAAUCCUGGUAUCAGGAAUACCAUUGGUGUGAAGAAUCACAAAAAUAUUUUGUACGCGGGUUCUGGGCACCGCAAGGUUUCCGCAGUGCGAUUUGGGUGCAUGAUAGCUUGCCACGCUUAAAGAUUGUCUUCGGUGGGCUAGGCCAGGGAAAAGCACCUCAAACGUGUUUCUUCAAGGACCUGCCGCUCAUUCCCCAGGAGGUGGGAUGCCAACCGGCUCUUAGCGCGAUGAAAUUAUCAUUCCUCCAAUGCCAUGACUGGCAGGGGACAUCCCCUAGAACUAGGGGAUGGUGGAAACUGAGACUGAAUGUGGACCAUAAAUUUAUGUUCGUUCCCAUGGCUCGAGAACACAAGGAGCACGAGGGCAAUGGAGAGGUGGAAGUGCUUCCACCAAUAGAACUGGGUAUAAAUGAGGACAACCCUGAGAAUUAGACAGCAGCCGGCUGCAGUCCUUAUUAUUACUCUUUUUUUUUACAUAUAUGUAAGAACAUAUACAUAUACUUAUAUUAAGGUAUUUCUCGCAAUAGCAUAGACUUGGCAACACUGUAAGCUGUAAAGUUUUAACCUCAAACCUCGUUGAUUAACAAAAGUAAAAUGAAUAAUUUUCGUAAC
Messenger RNA from Leptopilina boulardi, 790 nucleotides. RefSeq lists its product as uncharacterized. The coding region runs from base 20 to 610 and encodes 196 amino acids. The transcript is spliced from 4 exons. The record is from RefSeq and is a predicted model, not a curated record. NCBI's taxonomy places the organism in Eukaryota, Metazoa, Arthropoda, Insecta, Hymenoptera, Figitidae.